CCGCGCGGCAACAAAACCUCAUCGGUGGCUCAGUGGAUUGAUAACGGCUGACAAGGCAGGGUAGCAGCCAAUCACAGGGCCUCUGAACCGCCAAAAACGGAUAGUCCUGGAAGGAGCCUACUCUGCGGGGAUGCUAGGGGGUAAGAAGCAGUACGGAGUAUUGACAGACGUGUAUAUAUCUUGGAAGUCUAGCCUUCCUGCUUGCCACGAUCUUUUUGUAUAUAUUAUUGAUCCUCAUCCCGCUGUGCUCAAGCGUCAUACAGCUUCGUGGCUGACACUGUCUGCCUAAGUAGAUCGAUCCCUCGAACGCUGAACUUCACGGAUAAACCUGGAAGAGUUGCAUUGUUCCUAGGGCUAAGGACUCGGUACGAUGGUCCAAGACGAGAGGAAGGAGCCACUCGGAGCGGACGCCCAGGUAGAUCCGCAGCCUCCGGCCCAACAAACCAGGCCUGACUGCGUAGCUGAGCCGGCCCUUGGAUCCGAGUCCGAAUCGGAACGGAAGCUCCCUCCGUUAACACCACAAGAAUUUCGCGUCUACAACCGCCUAUCCGAGAAAAUGGACUACUUCCACGAGCACUUCCGUCAGAUGUAUUCCACGCUGCACACGGCGUGCGUCACCAAGCGGCGCCCCGCCGGCAUGACGCUGAAGCAGUUCAUAGACGAGGGGCUCAACCUGACGAGAUACCUCGAGAGCCAUCACACCAUCGAGGAGACUUACCUUUAUCCCAUCUUGGCCAGGAAGAUGCCUGAGUUCCAGGCCUCUUCCCCACCGGGGGCGCUGAAGAAGGGAAAGGAAGGCAGGCAGGAGGACUGUGAACUGAUUCGUCAGCACAGACUGAUCCACGAGGGGAUGGAUGAGAUGGCGGACUACUUGAGGCAAUGUAAGUCCAAGGAGUGUGAGCUGGAGCUGUCGGUAUUGAAGGAGAAGAUCGAUCCGUGGGGGGAGGUGUUGCUGAAGCAUCUCGAGCAGGAGGUGCGGGAUCUUUCGGCGGAGAACAUGCGGAAGUAUUGGACGCUGCAGGAGAUGAGGUCGAUUCCUAUCUAGUAGUGGUGACUGGGGUCUCUGUGUAGUACCGAAGAGAAUUCUAUCCAGGGCAUCGGGGAAACAUGUGUGCAUGCUUUUGCGAUAUCAGUUUUCGUCGUUACGCCCCAAAAUGAGGUGACACAAUGUAUCUGAACCUUACCGCUGACUGUCUCACGAUAGCGGAGAGGCAGGCCUGGAUGAUACAUUAUCUU
This is a messenger RNA of Chaetomium strumarium, 1236 nucleotides long. RefSeq lists its product as uncharacterized. Lineage: Eukaryota; Fungi; Ascomycota; Sordariomycetes; Sordariales; Chaetomiaceae. The coding region runs from base 371 to 1045 and encodes 224 amino acids. The record is from RefSeq and is a predicted model, not a curated record. The transcript has 2 exons.